Molecule: messenger RNA, 2321 nt
Organism: Linum trigynum
Lineage: Eukaryota; Viridiplantae; Streptophyta; Magnoliopsida; Malpighiales; Linaceae
Source: the annotation of a GenBank genome assembly
UUCCAUUCAUCACUUUCUUUCAAACGAAUUUGAUGGUAUCCAGAUUUAAGGUCUAUCUUACAGAACACACUAGAUCCUUGCAAUUCAUUCAACAUAUCAUCCAUUAUAGUAAUAGGAUGUCGAUAAUUUACCCUGAGGUUGUUGAUGGCUCGACAAUCAACGAACAUACGCCAAGUCUUAUCCUUCUUAGAUACGAGGAUGAUGGGUACAACACAAGGACUCAUGCUCUCUCGAACAUGGCCCUUCUCCAUCAACUCAUCCAUCUGCCUUUGAAGCUCUUUGGUUUCCUCCGGAUUGGUUCGAUAUGCCGGUUUGUUUGGAAUCAAAGCUCCAGGGACGAAGUCGAUUUGAUGCUCAACCCCUUUGAUGGGAGACAACCCUUUUGGAGCUUCAUCGGGGAAGACAUCCUCGAAUUCCUUCAAAACAAGUUGAACACAGCUAGGCAAAGCCUUAAUGUUGUUAGAGCUAAAAAAAAGUGUCUCCUUGUAAAGGAGCAUGAAGAAAAGUCUAAAGUUCGUGACAAUUGCCCCGUGAACAUGAAGUGCAGGCGUCCAGGAAUCAGCUGCAGUUCACGGUCAGAGCUGCGUGGUCACGGUCACCAGGACUGUGAACUGGAACCACAAACCACGAACCAAAGGGCAUCUAGAAGAGUUUCAGAGGUUACUGACGCUGAGGAAGUUCACGAUCAUAAGACCGUGAACUAAAGCCAUGGACCGUGAACUCAACAAAUGAAGCGGCGUGUUUUUGGCUGUGUUCACGAUCGUGGCCUGAUUUUCACGGCCGUGAACUGGGACCGUAAACUGGGCAAUGUUUACCUCAUGUAGAGUUUGCAUAUAAUAGGGUUGUUCAUUCUACCACUAAUGUUUCACCAUUUGAGAUUUUGUAUGAAUUUUAUCCUUUAACCCCAUUGGAUUUGACUUCAUUACCUGUCAAUGAGUGUGUGAAUUUAGAUGGCGCGAAGAAAGCAUAGUUUGUUCGAGGUUUGCAUUAGAGGGCGCGACUGAACAUAGAUAGAUGGACGGAGCAGAUUCUGAAGAACUUGAACAAGCAUCAGCAUCCUUAACGAUUCAAGCCAGGAGAUUGGGUCUAGGUGAACAUGAGGAACAUUUUCCCCAUCAACGACGUUCUAAGUUGCUGCCUCAUGGAGAUAGUCCCUUUCAAUUCCUCUCAUCAAUGACAAUGCCUACAAUCUUGAUUUGCUGAGCGAGUAUGCUGUGAGUGCUACAUUAAAUGUUGGUGACUUAGCUUCUUUCCUUGAAGAUGACUGAGAUUUGAGGGAAAAUCUUUUUAAAGUGGAGGGGGAUGAUGAGGCAUCAACACCAAGGCGAUCUCAAGUCCAACUCUUGUGAUAGAGGAACGUGGUCCGGUCACUAGAAGUCAAGCCAAAGCAUUUAAGGGUCAACUUCAAGCUUAUUUGACCAAGAACUUCACCAAUAUGGAGGCCGACUUGUUCGUGAGAUGAGAAGUAAAGAUAAUUGGAGUUGGGUUACUUCAGGGAAAAAACCCGACCAUGGAAGUGAAGAACCCAAUCGGGUAAUUCGAGGCCAAGACUGUGUAAUAGAGAGAUGUCGAAUAUUUUGGGGUUGUUGCUGCCGACGAGUUUAAUGUUUCCUUUGAGGAUUAUGUGACUUUUACAUCAAAAUUCAGGUUUUUAUAUAAUCUCAAAUUGGCCGUUAACAUAGUUGGAAUUGAUUUAUCAUGAAGGCAAGCUAUGUACGUUGAAGAACACUAAUUUUUGGCUAAGCCUUUUUACAGUUUCAGGUGGCCAACUUUGGACGUGUGCAACUCGUGAUUGGCUUGGUGAAAAUUCGACAUCAAGAGCUUGUAUUGAAUAAGAAGAGUUGUUGUUUCCAUUGACAUAUUUUGGAACUCAAAAGGAAGCCCAGAAGGUUGUUUUUCAGGUUGAUCAAAGUGCUUGCUCAACCAAGGCAAAACUGCCAAAAUUGCCUAAGUUGGAAACAAAUUCACGAGGGUGACUUUGAACUUCAAUUCGAGGAGUUUGGGCAGGGUUCAAAUUGCCAUAUUGAUGUCACAGGAAAAUAGGCAUUUCAUACUACAACGUCAGGGAAUUGGAUGACUGGAACGAAGCUGGAAAGACUUCGAACAAAUGCCAGCAAGAUCGUCCGAAGCAUGAAGAAAUUGCCUUGCAAACCAGUGUCUGAAUUUGAAGACACUAAUCAUACGUGAUGGAGAGUAUGUCAGUGAUGAAGAGGGAAAAGGGAAGGAUGAUGAUGUAUCGACUGAAGAGGAAGUCGAUGAGGAGAUCAUCAUGGCGACUCCAACACCUUGCAAAAUUCUGACAAUAAACCAAAGGACUUUGA